GCGAUUUACCGAGGCCCCCUAACGUCAGGCAGCGGUGGCUGGGGAGCGCGGUCCGUGGCUGGGAAAGCACGGCCCGCCUCGCCGAGGCCUCUGGCACAGCGGUCCGGGUAAAUCCCUAGAAGGCGGAACUCGGAGGCCGAGCACAUCCAGGAACUUGCCAAGGUGGCGCUUCCGGUCCAACCGGAAGCGCUCCGCCUGGAACUACCACUCCCAGCAGUCCGCGCGGCGCGUCCCGGUCGACGCCGGGCCGGGGCCGGGGUGGGGGGGCGGCCGCCAUUGUCCGCUGCUGAGGUGAGGCGGUCGCCCAGUUGGUGGGGUUGCUACUGCUGCCGCUGUCGCUGCCGCUGCCGCCGCCGCCGCCGCCGCCGGCCGGGAGGGUCGGGAGAACGGGUGGGGAGAGCCGACGCCUACACUCGCGGCGGGCGCGACGCCAGGGCGGGUCCCUCGGCCCGCCUCCGGCCUCGCGGCCGCGCUGGAGCAGCUGGGCGGGCCCGGGUGAGCCCUGCGCGUCGGGCCUUUGUCCCCCGGGCGGGAACCCCAGACGCACGGGCGAGCCGGUCCGAACGUCCCCGGCGAAGCAAACGCGAGCUUGUUAAGUCGCCCGCGAAGAGCGGCGGGCACCGGCCCGCAGGGGUGCGAGGCCGGUGGCUGCGAACCAGGUGGGUAUUGCAGUUGCUUUCAGUAAUCACCCAAAUCCACUGCUCCUGGGCAAGUUCCUGGUGGAUUAAUCCUGCAGCAUGGCAGCCAUCAACCCGUGGGCUUCCUGGGGUAUCCUUACGGACCAGUCCUGGGGGAUGGCUGCUGUUGACCCGUGGGCCUCCUGGGCUCUGUGUCCUCAGGACUCUACCUGGUGCGUGGAGAAGACCCCUGAGGAGAGGAGGAGGGCCCCCAGGCUUCUGACAGCCCAGGCCCAGGAACCAGUGACCUUCAAGGAUGUGGCUGUGGACUUCACCCAAGAGGAAUGGGGGCAGCUGGACCCUGUUCAGAGGACCCUGUACCGUGAUGUGAUGCUGGAGACCUAUGGGCAUCUGCUCUCUGUGGGGAAUCAGAUCGCCAAGCCCGAGGUCAUCUCCCUGUUGGAGCAAGGAGAAGAGCCGUGGUCAGUGGAGCAGGCAUAUCCUCCUCAAGGCACUUGUCCAGAAUGGAUGAGAAAUCUUGAAAGCAAAGCGUUGAUCCCAACACACAGCAUUCUUGAGGAGGAACAGUCCCAUAGCAUGAAGUUGGAGAGAUACAUAUGGGAUGAUCCUUGGUUCUCCAGGUUAGAAGUUUUGGGAUGUAAAGACCAAUUAGAAAUGUAUCACAUGAACCAGAGUACAGCUAUGAGGCAAAUGGUCUUCAUGCAAAAGCAAGUACUGUCUCAAAGAGGCUCUGAGUUCUGUGAACUUGGGGCAGGGUGUAGCCAGAGCCUAAGCAUUGUUCCAUCUCAGAAAGUUUCUCAAAUAGAACAUUUCUAUAAGCCUGAUACAAAUGCUGAAAGUUGGAGAUGUAACUCAGCCAUAAUGUAUGCAGAUAAGAUUACCUGUGAAAAUAAUGAGUAUGACAAAGCCUUCUACCACUCCAUGCAACCUGUUCACCCUGCAAGGGUGCAAACUGGAGAUAAUCUUUUCAAAUGUACUGAUGCUGUUAAAUCUUUCAAUCAUAUACUGCAUUUUGGUGAUCAUAUGGGAAUGCAUACAGGAGAAAAACUAUAUGAAUAUAAGGAAUGCCAUCAAAUCUUUAACCAGAGCCCAUCAUUUAGUGAACAUCCAGGACUUCAUAUUGGAGGAAACCAGUAUGAUUACAAAGAAUAUGAGAAUAUCUUUUACUUUUCAUCCUUUAUGGAACAUCAAAAAAUUGGUACUGUAGAGAAAGCAUAUAAAUACAAUGAAUGGGAGAAAGUCUUUGGGUAUGACUCAUUCCUUACACAGCAUACAAGCACUUACACUGCAGAGAAACCCUACGAAUAUAAUGAAUGUGGGACGUCUUUCAUCUGGAGCUCUUACCUUAUCCAACAUAAGAAAACUCAUACUGGAGAGAAACCCUAUGAAUGUGAUAAAUGUGGAAAAGUUUUUAGGAAUCGUUCAGCCCUUACUAAACAUGAACGGACUCACACUGGAAUCAAACCCUAUGAAUGUAAUAAAUGUGGAAAAGCCUUCAGCUGGAAUUCUCAUCUUAUUGUACACAAGAGAAUUCAUACAGGAGAGAAACCUUAUGUAUGUAAUGAAUGUGGGAAAUCUUUCAACUGGAACUCCCAUCUUAUUGGACAUCAGAGAACUCAUACUGGAGAGAAACCUUUUGAAUGUACUGAAUGUGGGAAAUCUUUCAGCUGGAGCUCCCAUCUUAUUGCUCACAUGAGAAUGCAUACUGGAGAGAAACCCUUUAAAUGUGAUGAAUGUGAAAAAGCUUUUAGGGAUUACUCAGCCCUUAGUAAACAUGAAAGAACUCACUCUGGAGCAAAACCAUAUAAAUGUACUGAAUGUGGAAAAUCCUUCAGCUGGAGCUCCCACCUUAUUGCCCAUCAGAGAACUCACACAGGAGAGAAACCCUAUAACUGUCAGGAGUGUGGCAAAGCAUUCAGAGAACGUUCAGCCCUCACUAAACAUGAAAUAAUUCAUUCUGGAAUUAAGCCCUAUGAAUGUAAUAAAUGUGGAAAAUCCUGCAGCCAGAUGGCUCACCUUGUUAGACAUCAAAGGACUCAUACUGGAGAGAAGCCCUAUGAGUGCAAUAAAUGUGGAAAAUCCUUCAGCCAGAGUUGCCACCUUGUUGCCCAUCGGAGAAUCCACACUGGUGAGAAACCCUACAAAUGUAAUCAAUGUGAAAGAUCCUUUAACUGUAGCUCUCAUCUUAUUGCACACAGGAGAACUCAUACUGGAGAGAAACCAUAUAGAUGUAAUGAAUGUGGGAAAGCAUUUAAUGAGAGUUCUUCCCUUAUUGUACAUCUGAGAAACCAUACUGGAGAAAAACCCUACAAAUGUAAUCAUUGUGAGAAAGCUUUCUGUAAGAAUUCUUCUCUUAUUAUUCAUCAGAGAAUGCAUAGUGGAGAGAAACGCUUUAUAUGCACUGACUGUGGAAAAGCCUUUAGUGGUCACUCAGCCCUACUUCAACACCAGAGAAAUCAUAGUGAAGAGAAACUCUGUGAAUUGAAUUGAUGAGAGAUUUUUCUUUUAUUGUACAUUUGAUAACACAUUGAAAAAAACCCUAUAAGUAUAAUCAAGAGGGGAAAUUUUUAAUACGAGUUCAGUAAGACUUCUCCCCUUAUUAAUCAGUAGAAAUUAUCUUCGUAGAAGAAACCUGUGAAUGAAAAGAAUAGGCAAAAGCCUUCCACAGUUGUGUAGCCUUUAUUUAACAUCAAAUAAUUACAGUGAAGAGGACACCAGACUCCCCUCAUGGUCCACCAGGAAUCCUACUUGAGCAACAUGAACGUAGGGAAUGAGACAUCUUUUAGUAAGAGAUUUCAACUAUUUGUGGAUCAGAGUGCAUUGUUAAAGGAAAAACUUUAUCCUAGGAAAAGUGUUUCAACUAGAAAUACGCUGUUUUGCAUCAAGCUGGAAUAUUGGAUGGAAGCUUUACAAUAACAUUUUGUGCAUCAUUACGGAAACACAGAUUGUGCUAUUAUAAGGGGAGGGUCUGGGUGCCCUUUAAGGAAUAGAAUGUGGAAUACUAAACCUGAAUUUAAGGGAAAAAAAGUGUUGAAUGGGAUAUUUACUGUUGAUUGAGAUUAACCUUAGAAAAGAUUAGUAAAUGAGAUUAACUAAUGAUGGAAAUGUAUUGCCCGUAAGUAUGAGACUGAUGUUGUUGGAACAAAAGGUGAUACUUAAUAACCCAGUGUGUCAGUGACCAUGGUUUACUCAUUACUGCAUUGUUGGACAAUUAGUUUGUAAUCUGUUUUAGGCAGUCACUGUAAGUUAUAAUUAUGGAUACUGAGUCAAUAUACAUAACAAAAAAAGGAAUAAAAAGGACACAAAAUUGUAUAUACAUAUCUACUAUAACAUCUAAAAAGUGUAUAUGCAUAACGACUGGAAAGACCCAUGGAUAGAUUAACCCAGUUAAGGUUUUUUUUUUAAGUUUUACAAACACAUACAGCACUUAUCAUGUGCUAGACUUUGUUUUAAAUACUUUUCAAAUAUUAACUUGUUCAGUCCCCUUAAUUCUAUGAGAUAGGUACUAUUAUUAUCCCAGUUUUACAAAGGGAGAAACUGAGGCAGAAAUCAUGAGAAACCUACCUAAGGACACAGUUAGUUAGGAGUAGAAAGAUUGUUUGGCUCCAGAGAUUGUUUUAACCACUGUAUUGCACUGCCUCUGCAGUGAUUUUUUUCCCCUAAUUUUUUUUUUUUUAAAUUUUGUUCAGUGUUCUUAUAGUAGAUAUUUGAUAAUAAAAAUCAAAUUCCUAAAGAAUGAGAAGUAAAGUUACCUGGCUUUCUGCCCUGUGGGAUUUUGGGUAGCAUGAGAGCAAAGCUCCCUUUGGAAUAUGAAGUCUGGAUUGGACAUUCAGAAUCAGUGCAUUUUCUGGGCUCUGCGUUCCCUAGAAUUUCACCACCUAUGACCCUGAAGAUUACAGCAGAGCAGGGGCUGGAGGACUCACUGGAGGUUUGGGCAAGUCAGAGGAAAUGCCCCUUGAUGGGUUUAGAAUGCCCUUCAUGAGGCAGAGGGCAAGAGACACAUCUGCACAUGAGAGCACCAUUUCUCAAGAUCUCCCUAGAAUUCAAUGUUUAUAUUUUCUUUAUCUUCUCCAGAUGAAGAGAUUACUUGAUAGUAGGGAGGAUUCAGAAGGGAAGGGAGCUAAUCAGUCAUAAAAUGAGGAAGUUUCUCUGAGUGCUCAGAGUGGAAAGGGGGCAAGAUGGAUAGCGUUGGGUGGCGUUUCUUCGGUUCACAAAUAUUUUCUGUAUUUCCCUAAGGUAGGGCUAUAAUUAGGGGCCAGCAGGCCUUCCUGGAUGGGUUUCAAAGGCAUUGGUUAGAAAUCCAGGGUACAGAAGGUUCAUCUAGUUCUCGAGGGGUCCAUGACUCUCCAGUGGUUGAGAAAAAGUGGCCUGCUGGUAUGGUGGGACUCUGUGCUCACUGUCAGACUCCCGUAGCUGGCGCUUCCAUAGGUAUGUAACACUGACCCUACCUUAAUGUAUAGGGGUUGCCCAGUAAAGGUUGCAGGGGUAAAUUAAUUGGAUUUCUUGUGUGAUUUGUGCAGAGAUCCUUGGAGAGAUUAGAGGCAGCACUAUUAACCUCUGUAAGAGACAGCAGCCUAAUGCAUCAAGAGGUGUAUUGCCAACAUAUGGGUAUUGUAUUCUAACACCAAAAGUAAUAUACU
Molecule: messenger RNA, 5278 nt
Organism: Balaenoptera musculus (blue whale)
Lineage: Eukaryota; Metazoa; Chordata; Mammalia; Artiodactyla; Balaenopteridae
Gene: ZNF606
Product: zinc finger protein 606
Exons: 7
Coding region: 738-3128 (796 amino acids)
Biological process (GO): regulation of transcription by RNA polymerase II
Molecular function (GO): RNA polymerase II cis-regulatory region sequence-specific DNA binding; DNA-binding transcription factor activity, RNA polymerase II-specific
Source: RefSeq, a predicted model, not a curated record